Aspergillus novofumigatus IBT 16806 is the source of this 2022-nucleotide messenger RNA. Its product is annotated as putative choline transport protein. Gene Ontology annotation, molecular function: transmembrane transporter activity. The coding region runs from base 365 to 1888 and encodes 507 amino acids. Gene Ontology annotation, cellular component: membrane. The record is from RefSeq and is a predicted model, not a curated record. NCBI's taxonomy places the organism in Eukaryota, Fungi, Ascomycota, Eurotiomycetes, Eurotiales, Aspergillaceae. The transcript has 4 exons. Gene Ontology annotation, biological process: transmembrane transport.
UGAGAGACUGCUCUCUGCUGGGUUGCUCAUCUUAUCAUACCGCAGCUCGUCAAAUCUUACCAUAUCCCAUCCCGACACGGCGUAUGCUCGGGAAUGGACAACAUGAUAUUCUACUGCUGGCCAUGGCAUCGGCGAUUUGAUGACCAAGUAAGUAAGCCUUCAGAUAUGCAACCCACGUGGCGUCCAUAUGGGGGCAGCCACACCUCCUUGCAUGGGGCAGGAGGUAAGAGUUAGGACGUAGGUGGUUUAAGGAGCACAUGCCACCGAAUAACUCAUCUGUGGCACAUCGAGUGUACCAGUCUUUGUUGUACAAGAAAGACUGGACUUCUCUUCUACGUCUGCAUUUGUUCACCCAAUCAACCAAAUGGAUACUUCCUAUGAUCCCAACAUGAUGGACGACGCACGUUUAGAGGCUGCCUUAGGCCACAAGCAGGAGCUGAGAAGACACUUUGAUCUCUUCAGCUUAGUCAGUCUCGGUAUUGUCAUUGCGAACGCCUGGGCCGUUACUGGAGGAACGAUCGUUGCAGCUCUGCAAGAUGGGGGCCCCAUGGCAAUACUGUACGGCCUCAUACUUGUUAGUAUAUUCUAUACACUCAUAUCCGCGUCCCUGUCCGAACUGGCGUCUUCCAUGCCAUCGGCCGGGGACCAAGAAUACGGACGGUUUGUUGGCUUUUUAACCGGGUACCUGAAUGCUUGUGCCUGGCUUCUGUCGGCUGCGUCGAUUAGCUCCAUGCUCGGGAAUGAGGCCGUGACCAUGUACAUGCUCCUCAAUCCCGGCUCGCAAUGGCAUUCGUGGCAGGUGUUCAUCGUUUUCCAACUGCUCGCUUGGAUAUGUUGCGCGGUGGUUUGUUUCGGGAAUAAACUCAUCCCUAUGUUGAACCGAGUUGCUCUUGUUCUCUCAAUGUGUGGUCUAUUGGUGACAGUCAUUGUGCUCGCUGUCAUGCCGAGAAAGCAUGCAAGCAAUUCUGAGGUUUGGAGAAGAUAUCACAACAACACCGGUGGUUGGUCGGAUGGUAUUUGUUUCCUCAUUGGUUUGAUCAACCCGGCCUUCUCAAUCGGAGUCCCUGACUGCAUCACUCAUCUUUCCGAAGAAGUUGUGAAGCCCGAAAUCAGAGUGCCUCAAGGGACGAUGCUCCAGAUGUUAACUGCCUUUAUCACCACUUUUGUCUACCUAAUUGCUUUGUUCUACUCCAUUGAGGACCUCGACGCUGUCUUACAUAGCGAGUUCUCAUCUUUCCCAACAGCAGAAAUCUACCGACAAGCCACCGGAUCCAGGGAUGGUGCAGUCGGACUGGUUGCGGUGCUUUUCCUGACCGCGUUUCCAACCCUAGUUGGAGUCUACAUCACCGGCGGCCGCAUGUGGUGGAGUCUUGCUCGUGACAAUGCAACCCCUUUCGCCUCAUACUUCAGUCAUGUCCAUCCAACACAGAAGAAUCCCAUCCGGGCCACUGUAGCCAUGGCUGGUAUGGUGAGUUUCCUGGGUUGCAUAUACAUAAGCAGUACUACCGCAUUCCAGGCACUACUAUCGUCCUAUGUCGUGCUGAGCACUCUGUCCUAUCUAGGGGCUAUUCUGCCGCAUGUGCUGACAGGCCGGAAGAAUAUAGUACCUGGACCUUUCUAUAUGGGAAGAAAGAUGGGCUUGGUAGUGAACGGAGUGGCUGUGGUCUAUAUCCUUGCUACUAUUGUCUUCUUUUGCUUUCCACUCACCCUCCCGGUCACAGUUCACAACAUGAACUAUUCGAGUGUUAUUGCUGUAGGACUGGUCACUUUGACUGCGUUAUGGUGGUUUGUUCGUGGAAGACGCGAUUACAGGGGGCCGCAGUACAGUGUCGAAAUCGCGCAAAGUCUUCCUGCCGUGUUGGAAACAGAGAAGAAUGGACACUCUUGACAGAAGGCUGCCUGAAAACCAUAUGAUUGUUUUAAUCUCUAUCUCUCAGAUGCCGCAACGUGUAAUAUUAGCAAUUGAAAUCUACCCAGGGCAACCGGCGGAACCCAGCAUAAGUCCAGCACGAACUACUUUCG